Molecule: messenger RNA, 1738 nt
Organism: Megalops cyprinoides (Indo-Pacific tarpon)
Lineage: Eukaryota; Metazoa; Chordata; Actinopteri; Elopiformes; Megalopidae
Product: thrombomodulin-like
Exons: 1
Coding region: 72-1685 (537 amino acids)
Biological process (GO): cell migration
Cellular component (GO): membrane; extracellular matrix; external side of plasma membrane
Molecular function (GO): extracellular matrix binding; extracellular matrix protein binding; transmembrane signaling receptor activity
Source: RefSeq, a predicted model, not a curated record
CGCGUCACUGUCAUCUUUCAGCCUUACCAACCAGGCAGCAUAACGUUACUUUUGAACGUUUACGCAGAAGAAUGAAGGAUUUAGUUUUGCUUUUAACUGUCGUGAUUCUGUCGCGAGUAAAGGGAGAAACAAUGGAUAACGGUUUCUGUAUUUCGAAGGAUUGCUUCGCCACUUCACGGAAGAUAGCGAAUUUUACGACGGCACUAACAAGGUGUCAAGAAAAAUCAGGACACUUAGUAACAUUGCACUCUAAAAUAUCACAUGAUGCUUUAGCUAUAUUGCUAAACAAUAAUACAGGAGACUUUUGGAUUGGAUUGAAGUUUAGUAAAAGUGGAUGCACCGAUGUCACGACUGGAUUGAGAGGGUACGAGUGGAUAACAGGAGCAGGAGUUCACUCGGACUUUACCAACUGGAAAAGUAACGAGACCGUUUGUGGUCCACGGUGCGUGUCGAUUUCGAAGGACCUGAAGUGGAGCGAAAGAUCGUGUGAUGAUGAGAUAGAUGGUUUUCUGUGUGGGUACUCUUUCGGCAGUAUGUGUGAGCCCCUGGUGCCAGAAGGAACCGACAAGACUCUCUCCUAUCAUACUCUUUUGGGAUUUCAAGGCGAAGGUUUCCGUUCGCUUCCUCCUGGAAGCAUUGCGACGGCCCGUCCCUCUGGAAUUAGGCACAUCUGUUUACCCGAAAAUCAGUGGAUCAGGGCUCCAUGGAGCUGCGAGAUAGCGAAAGGUGGUUGCGAUCAUCAGUGUUUUCAGGGUGGACAGUGCAGUUGUCCGCCUGGACAGGCACUUGAAAGGAAUAACGUCUCCUGUGCAAAUGUAUCAAAUGACCCAUGUGCCAGGGCAGGAUGUGAACAUUAUUGCUCACCGAAGAAUAACAGCUAUGAAUGUCUGUGCAAGCCUGGAUUCCAGUUGACAGAGGAUGGGAAAAAAUGCAAAGACAUCGAUGAUUGUCUCGAUGCAAGAAUAUGUCAGAACCUGAAAUGUGUCAAUACUAUAGGUAGUUUUGUAUGCAAAUGCCAUGAUGGUUUCCAAAUGGUUAAUAACAAUUGCGUCGACAUAGACGAAUGCUCCUCAAUGCCUUGCGAGCACGAGUGUAUUAACGUGCCUGGUAGCUACAACUGUUCGUGCUUCAGUGGUUACAUUCAGCGAAGCGAUGACUUUCGAAAGUGCGAACUCCAUUGUCCUUUUGAAGAAUGUCUUGCCGAGUGUGAUAUAAACGACCCCAAUGACUGUAUGUGCCCCGAAGGCUUCAUAAAAGACGAACGCGAUAAAAUAUACUGUGUCGAUAUUAACGAAUGUGACAUGUAUUAUUGUGAGCAGGAGUGCAAAAACACAUAUGGAGGUUAUGUGUGCUCCUGUAAUGAGGGAUAUGAACUGAUUGAUGGAUAUGAUUGCAGGCCGUAUGACACAACAACCUUCUCUACCGAUUUCGUGACCCCAACUUCGAGCUAUCCAAGUCCUGCUGUGACGCCAGGGGGUCUUCUCGGAAUCAUAGUAUGUAUUGUGUUCAUGAUUCUAAUCCUGGUAUUCCUUGUGCACCAAAUAUUGAAGCGUCGCCCGCAAUGGAAUGCUGCAAGCGGGCAUAAAAACCGAGGUGAAGACAUGCAAGACUUGCAACAAGUGAGGACGGAGAAGUAUACGCAGAAUUCUUCGUUUGUGAACAGAGAUUUAAAACAAGACACUUAAACACACUAUUAUCUCUCGUUUAUAUAUUUACAGUGUUUGUUUACGAAUGUUUA